Molecule: messenger RNA, 1713 nt
Organism: Cutaneotrichosporon oleaginosum
Lineage: Eukaryota; Fungi; Basidiomycota; Tremellomycetes; Trichosporonales; Trichosporonaceae
Biological process (GO): regulation of response to endoplasmic reticulum stress; membrane protein intracellular domain proteolysis
Cellular component (GO): membrane; cytoplasm
Molecular function (GO): metalloendopeptidase activity
Source: RefSeq, a predicted model, not a curated record
AUCUCCCACUUGCCCAUCCCUCGCACUCGCCUCACGGCGAUGCUCGACGUCCUCCUCCCCCUAUUCCUCCUCCUGGCUCUGGGACUCGCCCUCCGCGCGGCGCCGACGCUCGCCCUCCGCACCGCCCCCUCCCUCGCCAAGGCCCGCAAGCUCACCCCGGCCGCAUACCACACACUCUCGCGGCGCUCUGAGUGGGUCGUGUCCCGCCAAGGCCUCACGGUCUCGACGAGCACAGGCGCGCUCAAUGGGCUCCCGAAGCGCGCUGUCGGGUGUCUUUCCAUGCGCGGGAAAGCGAAUGCACGGAGGUUCUACGACGCCGGUGUAGCUGCCGGAUGUGUGGGGUGCGCGGGAGCACUGCUCGGCGCUCUGUGGGCUCUGACGCGCGCGUGGGGCGCAGUAUGGGAGGAAGCCGAGGCACACGCCGCUCACUCAUCCGCCUCGAGGUUGCUCCGCCGCGCCCUGCCCCCACCGCAGCCGGGGCCGAGGGAAAUACACAGCUCCAACCCCGGGUUGGUACCUCUGAUACCAGGAGUCACGACGCCGCUCGUCCACCUCCCUACAUUAGUGUUGGCCCUUGUGCUGGCCCAGCUCAUUCACGAGGCGGGACAUGCGCUCGCCGCCGCCCUGGACGACGUCGCGCCCUCCAAGCUCCAGUUCUCUAUUCACGCCGUUGUCCCCAGCGCAAGCGUCGUCUUUCCCUCCUCGGUCGACUACCUCCCGACACGAGCACGGGCACGUAUUGCGACCAGUGGGCCAUGGCACAACCUCAUCCUCUGGGGAUGUCUGCUCGGCUUAGGCUGGCUCUCACCCCUCCUGUGGGCAGACUACUCCGCCCAGGGGCGGGUUGUCACCUCCAUUUCACCAACAUCCGGCUUGCGCACCUCGCUGCAACCUGGCGAUUUGAUCACACAUCUGGACGACGUGUCUGUCGGCGGCAACCGAGACAUAUGGGAACAGUACCUCUCGUCGUCUGAACCACCCAUGCAAGAGGGAGGAUGGUGCGUACCGGUCGAAGAGUUUGGGGCUGCGCCGUCAUCGCCGUGCGGGCAUCGGCACCUCGUCGCGUUCACGCGUGUUGGCGGGGAGGAGGAGCGCUGUCUCGCUCCACAUGGUGUCUUCGCCGAGCCGCACGCCAGAGAGUGCAGAUGCGGCGCGCAGGAAGUCUGCGUCCGGCUCGGCGAAGCGGAGAAGAUCUUGCGCAUCCGCGUCCGCAAAGGCCGGCGAGCAGAUACGGUGCUGUGGUCUGGCGACCGCGCGGCGGUUCUGCACGCGGUGCAGGUGGAUACGAGCGCCCCGCGGCUACUGGGAAGUUUGACACGAUGGGGAGCCCUCUUCUUGGCAUACUUCAAGAUGGCGUCGCUCUCGCUCUUUCUGUUCAAUCUUCUCCCGCUGCCCGGCACAGACGGGAUUCAGCUCUUCACGGCGCUGCUCUCGCCCUCGCGCGACCGCCCAGCGCGCCAGCUGACCGCCACGCCAAGCCGCCACCCCACGAUCAAUCCAUACCGCUACGAUAGCGGGAGCGACGACGACGACGACUACGCCCCGCGGUACGAAUACUCGGGCCACCGGCGCGAGGAGGUGUGGCAGCGCCGCCUGCGCCGUGCCGUCGAGGGCGCGACAGCUGCGGUCGUGGCGGGCUGGGUGCUAGGCUGGGCCAUGCUCGCGCUGCUGCGCUCGAGCUAGGCUUAUAGAGAUCUAUGUAUGAUGUAUGUG